CGCGCUCAGUCCAUGGGAUCACUGUGCAAACACACAGAACUGAUCCACUGGGAAAUACACAAAAAGGUUUCUUACUGAACAGAUUUUUUGGCAUUAUAAAAGGUUGACACUUCGCAUUGAUGACGACUAUUAUUAAGGAGUUUGAUGAUUGGGUCCAAGGACAUUCACAGAAUAUCCUGUGACAUUGAGGAUUAUUUUAUUUGAGCGUCUGCAAUGACAACUCAUCAAGCGUUUAGGAUAACCAUUGCCAGCAGUGCCUUGACCCACCAGCGCCACUCAGUGGACUAAGUCUUGAACUACAGAAUUUGGGGGAUUUCAUUAAAAACAGAGCCAUGGGUGACUCAAUGUAUUCCGAUUUGAUAGCCAGACACUACAACUUCACAGGGAAGCUCCGGAAAGUGGAGCAGGAUUCUAGGCUCAAAGCGGACUCUGUGGUUUUCAUCAUUGUAUGUUGCUUCAUCAUUCUUGAGAAUGUAUUGGUCCUGCUUACUAUUUGGAGGACCAAGAAGUUCCACAAGCCCAUGUACUACUUUAUUGGGAACUUAGCUCUAUCAGACUUGCUGGCUGGGGUGGUGUACACUGCCAACAUCCUGCUGUCAGGUGCCAACACAUACAAACUGACCCCCACACAGUGGUUCUUCCGGGAGGGGAGUAUGUUUGUGGCCCUGGCUGCCUCAAUCUUCAGCCUGUUGGCCAUCGCCAUCGAGCGCCACCUCACCAUGCUGAAGAUGAAGUUGCACAACAAUGGCAACACGUGUCGUGUCUUCAUGCUCAUCAGCACCGUGUGGCUGAUUGCAGCCAUAUUGGGCGGCCUACCCAUCAUGGGCUGGAACUGCAUCCAGAGAAUGCCGAGCUGCUCCACCGUGCUGCCGCUCUACCACAAGACCUACAUCCUGUUCUGCACCACCGUCUUCAGCGUCAUCCUCAUGGCCGUCGUGGUCUUGUACGCACGCAUCUAUGCCCUGGUGCGCACCCGCAGCCGCAAGAUGGUGUUCCGCAAGGUCUCCAACGGCCGCAGCGGGGGAAGCGCUAGCAGCAAGAGCUCGGAGAAGUCCAUGGCCCUGCUGAAGACCGUGAUCAUCGUGCUGAGCUGUUUCAUCGCCUGCUGGGCUCCCCUCUUCAUCCUCCUGUUGCUGGACGUGGCCUGCGACAUCCGCAUGUGCCCCAUCCUGUACAAAGCCGAAUGGUUCCUGGCCCUGGCCGUGCUCAACUCGGCCAUGAACCCCCUUAUCUACACGCUCACCAGCAACGAGAUGCGUCGCGCCUUCCUCAAAACGCUCCUGUGCUGCAGCAUCUGCACCCGGCCCUCCGGCAAGUUCUCCCAGCCCAUCAUGGGUGCCGAGUUCAGUCGGAGCAAGUCGGACAACUCGUCCCACCCCAAUAAGGAUGAGCCGGAGUACUUGCCAAGGGAGACCAUCGUAUCCUCUGGGAAUAUCACCUCCUCUUCUUAAAGAGCCUUCUGGACUGUUGUGUGAAAAGUAGCUCCACUGCUUAGGAAAUGUGGAUGUAUAUAUGUUUUUGUGCAGUGUGCAAGUGUGUUUGUGUGUGUGUACAUUAUGUAUAUAUGUGUAUAAA
Molecule: messenger RNA, 1575 nt
Organism: Coregonus clupeaformis (lake whitefish)
Lineage: Eukaryota; Metazoa; Chordata; Actinopteri; Salmoniformes; Salmonidae
Product: sphingosine 1-phosphate receptor 1-like
Exons: 2
Coding region: 333-1451 (372 amino acids)
Biological process (GO): sphingosine-1-phosphate receptor signaling pathway; angiogenesis
Cellular component (GO): membrane
Molecular function (GO): sphingosine-1-phosphate receptor activity
Source: RefSeq, a predicted model, not a curated record